AUCAUAUGGAUGGCGAUGGGAUGGAGUGGAAUCGGAGUGAGAGUGAGAGCUACAGCAACGCUAUGCUAAGCAUACAAGCAGCGUAUUGUUGUCAUUGUUAAAGUUAAAUUUGUAGGUUAUGUUUUUAUUCAUGCUCAGUGAAAAUUAUUUGUAUUAUUGUGUUUUUAUCCGAUCACAAUUACAAUAUGGAUUUAAAAGCUCAUAAAUACAACUGGUGUAUCGUAUAAGAAAAUCGUAUACAAUUUCUGUACAAUGACAGGUAUAAACAGAGUGAUUCAGUACUUCCGAUGGCGACCAAUUUUAACUGGUCUUUGUUCAACCCAUAAAUGGAGAAAUUUCCGCAAAAGAAGCUCAGCAGCCGUUCUACUUGCUCACUGUGCAUCAAUCAAAGAUGAUAAAAUAGUUCCUGUGCAGUUUCCUGACCUAAGCCAUCUUAGCCAUGAGCAGUUGAUAAAGCAAGCGUGUACGGCCACUGUAAACUCUGCAUCACAGCUGCUUACCUGCACCCUUGUGGCAGUAAUUGACGUCAGUAAUAAGUACAGCAAAGCACUGAAAGAUCAGUUGAGUUUACUAGAAGAAAGUUUAACACAUUUGGGAAACGAGGGAGUACAAGAAAAUUUGACAGAUUUAAUAACUGAAGCUAGAAACAAUGUGGACUCCUUUAGGCGUGCGUUUAGGGAGCUGGAUUCUCUAAUGGAAUACGUAGAGAAAUUGGUUAUCUCAGCGACGGAAACCUCCUACCUAGCCGGAGCUGAGACUGCCUGUGAGGCUCUCAGUGAACGGCUGCACUCAGCCAAAACUAAGGUCUGGGUUCUCUUUUAACCUCAUAUUUCCACAGUGAUCUCUGACAUAUGUGGAACAAAUCAAGUUAAGUAAGAAGGAGCCAGUCAAGUGCAAGAGUAGACUUUUAAGAAUGAAUUUUAGUGGUGGCAAAAGGACACAUAUGUUGCUGCCAACAGAGCUACCGAAUCACCAAUUGUCUAAUCGUUGGUCUCAUGCUUUGGACUGAGAUAAUAAUCAGGAAAAAAAUAUCUCACAGACAUAACUAAAUGACGAUUAUGAGUAACUAGAGAAUAUUAGGACAUUAGUUUCAUCUUAUUUGCAAGAGAAAUAUCAGUACCGAGUUCCAAAAUACCUCAAAAAAACAAUAAAAACCAUCCACAUUACCCCUCGUAGUUGGUAAAAGGAGUAAGGUUGACCCAUUCAUGGUCCACAGAAUCACUCCGAGAAAACUUCUGAUCUUCAGGGCACAUGAAGUUGCCGAAACAUCUCUCUUCGAAGUUGACUCCGCUGUCAAGAAGGAACUUCACCAUGGCUGGAUCUUCAUUUACAAUCGCAAUGUGAAGAACAUUCUCACCUGUAAUAUUAUAAGAUUUUGAGUUAAUUAAUACUAUAUCAAGAUGUACCUGAGUGAUUUAAGGGAUGGUUUGAGUAAAAAUAAAGAUCUUUUUGAAACUGUUUUAGAAAGGUUUGAAGUUUACACAUCAGUGAUAAACUAGAAUACAUACUUAGUGAAGAUGAAUGGAGUAUGACAUGAGUCAAACUUGUUAUUAAGCUCAGUAUAAUGAGAUUGGGAAGCUACUAAGGCAUAAAUAACCCAAAUGUAAAUGGAAAGAUACAAGUUAAAUGAGAGAGUAGAUUAGAUUAGCUUUGUUACUGACUAAGAUCAUUUCAGCUUGUUUUUUCCAGGAUAAUUUUUAUUAGCAUAUUAAAUGGAGAGCAGGGUAAAAUAUCAAAAAAAUUUACAACUAACUUACUCAGGAUCAAACCAUCAACAACCUAAUUAUUUGGCACUUAACCACCCAGCUACCCUCAAAACUAACCAUAAUACUCGUCGCACAUGUAGAUGUCGUUGAUCAACUUCGGGUAGAACUUGAGCAGUCUCUUGGCCAAGUCUGCGUGUACUGAUGUAGCACUGAGUAGACACAAAUGUAGCACAGUCUCUCCUACAGCGCCUCUCUCAUUGAGGUCCCAACACACCUCUCUAUACUUGCUGGUGUCUACAACAAACAGUGGCCUAUCAUUUAGAAGUAUUGACAUGUCAUAUGUUUAUAUAUGAAAAUCAAAAUCUUGUAAACUUUAUGACGAAUAAACAUUUCAUUUCAUUAGAAAAA
Messenger RNA from Macrosteles quadrilineatus (aster leafhopper), 2114 nucleotides. RefSeq lists its product as uncharacterized. Gene Ontology annotation, cellular component: mitochondrion. The transcript is spliced from 6 exons. Bases 253 to 822 code for a protein of 189 amino acids. The record is from RefSeq and is a predicted model, not a curated record. NCBI's taxonomy places the organism in Eukaryota, Metazoa, Arthropoda, Insecta, Hemiptera, Cicadellidae. Gene Ontology annotation, biological process: neuron apoptotic process; intrinsic apoptotic signaling pathway in response to oxidative stress.